AUGGAGAGCUUGUAGUUUCAACAAAAGUUAUGGAGAGACCGGAGUACAUCAAAAUACAAAAUUUGGAAGUAGCCUCUUCGCAGACAUGUCCAACUCCUAGGAGGAAGAAGAAGAAGAAGAAGAAGAGCAACAACAUGAACAAAAGAAGGUUUAGUGAUGAACAAAUCAGGUCACUGGAGUCCAUAUUUUAUUCAUCGGAUUCAAAGCUUGAUUCGAGGAAGAAGGUGCAGCUGGCAGCCGAGUUGGGACUCCAACCUCGCCAGAUUUCUAUAUGGUUUCAGAAUAGAAGAGCAAGAUGGAAGUCGAAGCAGAUGGAGAACGAUUUCAGGAGCCUCAGAGCUAGUUAUGAUAAUCUAGCGUCUCAGUUUAGAACUUUACAGGAAGAGAACAACUCCUUGCUCUCACAGUUGCAAAAGUUAGGCGAGCUUGUUCAAGAAGAACCUGGUGAGGGAUGUUAUUCCACUAAUUUUGGAAAAAACGCUGAUGAGAAUCAAGCAAAGCUAGAAAUCUUAGAAGAUGAACCGGAACAGAAUGGAGUCACGUAUUUGAACAACAAUUCAAAGACUGAGAAUGGAGGAGGACAUCAAGCGACCCAUUUGUUGGAAGGCAGAAGCAACGGCAAUAGCCACAGUGAGGAGCAAGUAUGGUGCGAUUUUGAGUCGGAUGGUGGUGUCAUCUUUGAAUAUCAGCCGUGUAGCAGUUUGCACUUGCAGGGGCUAAGUUUCUGGGGAUGAGACGAUUCCAGAGAAAACUAGGCUACAUCCACUUAGAACUAAACCUCGUGUAGCAGUCUGCAGUGCCUAAAUUUGCAGGGAUGACAAAGGAUUCCAGAGUUAACUAAAAGUGGCUCACAAAUAUUGGUCUUAAUACUGCUAGGUCCGGUCUUAUUACUAUCAGAUUGGCUCCCCGAACAACUUGAAUUCUAGGUGCCAUCUUUCCAUGGCUUUACAUCUUCACAAAGAAACUGUUCCCUCAGCUCAUCGGUUUAGCUAACUGCUUGACAUUAAAGAUUGCCAAUUAGAGUUGGUUAAUAUGAACUAAUCCAAGAAACUGGAGACUUGCUAGUUGCUUUGUAACACAUUUACUAUGAAUCCAAGUUCCCAUGGUAGCUGCACUCAAGAGUUUUGCAUGGACAAA
Cucurbita moschata (crookneck pumpkin) is the source of this 1137-nucleotide messenger RNA. Its product is annotated as homeobox-leucine zipper protein ATHB-12-like. Gene Ontology annotation, biological process: positive regulation of DNA-templated transcription. NCBI's taxonomy places the organism in Eukaryota, Viridiplantae, Streptophyta, Magnoliopsida, Cucurbitales, Cucurbitaceae. Gene Ontology annotation, cellular component: nucleus. The coding region runs from base 30 to 734 and encodes 234 amino acids. The record is from RefSeq and is a predicted model, not a curated record. Gene Ontology annotation, molecular function: DNA-binding transcription factor activity, RNA polymerase II-specific; sequence-specific DNA binding. The transcript has 3 exons.